Messenger RNA from Pundamilia nyererei, 635 nucleotides. Its product is annotated as retinal guanylyl cyclase 2-like. The transcript has 4 exons. Lineage: Eukaryota; Metazoa; Chordata; Actinopteri; Cichliformes; Cichlidae. The record is from RefSeq and is a predicted model, not a curated record. The annotation marks the transcript as partial.
CUGCCACCGACCUUUGGGAGAGCACCGGACAGGAAGUGGCCUCUGCGCUCCGGGCUAUGGGUUUGCCGAUUGGGCCGGUGGUUACCAUGGAACCAGGCAGCAAAGGCAGGGCUCGGGAGGCGCUGAACGAAAUCAGAGAAGCCGACAAGGUCAAAGUGGUCAUCAUGUGCAUGAGCUCUGUCCUGAUUGGUGGAGAGGAUCAGAGGGAGGUACUGCUGACCGCCCUGGAGAUGGGGAUGGUUUCCAAUGGUUACGUGUUCAUUCCCUACGACGCCCUGCUGUACGCGAUGCCCUAUCAGCACACAGUCUUCAACCAGCUGACCAAUAGCACGCAGCUUCGUCACGCCUAUAGUGCCGUGCUGACUGUUACCAUGGCAUCCGACCAGAGUUUCUAUGAAGCUUUCCGCGAGGCUCAAAUGAGCCGAGAGAUUCACUCGGGUGUCUCCGCCACAGAGGUGUCUCCUUUGUUUGGGACUAUUUUCAACAUGGUCUACUUCGUUGCAAAGGCAGUGGAAGAGCGCCGUCAGGCGGGGAGUGGACACUGGGUGACGGGCAAUCAGCUCAUGAAAUCAGAUGGAGGCUUUGAUUUUCAGGGUUUCAAUCAGGUCACACAGAUUUCAGCACUCGCUAGCUGA